This is a messenger RNA of Umbelopsis ramanniana AG, 5838 nucleotides long. RefSeq lists its product as uncharacterized. Gene Ontology annotation, cellular component: transcription factor TFIID complex. The record is from RefSeq and is a predicted model, not a curated record. The transcript is spliced from 17 exons. Gene Ontology annotation, molecular function: zinc ion binding; RNA polymerase II general transcription initiation factor activity; transcription cis-regulatory region binding. Bases 114 to 5777 code for a protein of 1887 amino acids. Gene Ontology annotation, biological process: transcription initiation at RNA polymerase II promoter. NCBI's taxonomy places the organism in Eukaryota, Fungi, Mucoromycota, Umbelopsidomycetes, Umbelopsidales, Umbelopsidaceae.
CGAAUUGACGCACCGGAUACCAACUGGGUAUUGUUCCCGAAUUUGCAGACUCCAUCCACUCCCAACUUUGCGUCAAUCGGCCUGUUUGUCGAUCGCUCGAACAGCUCGAUUUGAUGCAGCGAGAUAUACUGAGAAAGGCCUUUACUCUUAGUCACGAACGGUUCGUGAUUGAGGUGGAUCCAAGCAAGCGCUUGUUACAGGGCUAUGCGGAACUGUCAAUUCUCCCAUUGCAACCCAACCUUGACCAUGUUCUGAUCAAUUUUAAGCAAGGCAGCAUUACGCAUGUGUCCGUCAAUGGUGAUCCGGCACAGUAUGUUUAUAAAGAUCCCCUGACCGACGUUACAAUGGGCCCGAAUACAACCAUUGCCAAUCAUCAAAGUUACAAGGGAAAAUAUUUGACGGCUUUAAAGGACGCAGAUGAAGGAGAGCUCAAAGUUACGAUACCCAGUGAUGCAGUGGUCCAGGCGAAGGGAGACGACGCGUAUUUGGAAACAGCUGCCAUUCUACCUACAGCUAUAACGCGCGCCGAACCGUCUACACCACAAACUCCUGGCGGUCCCUCAGCCAUGACCAACUAUGCGCCUAUCACCAUACGAAUUGAUUAUUUUGUAGAAUCACCCUCAGCAGGCGUCAUUUUUGUUGAACCAGACGCUGAUGUUGCCCCUUACCGUGACCGACAUGUAUAUACGACCAAUCAACCAAUGUCAGGGGGUACCAGGAUGUGGGUCCCUUGCGUUGACAAAAUAUCAGAACGAUGCAUGUGGGAUAUGAUUUUCAUUGUACCGCAGAAGAUGACGUUUAGCGAGGAUGAUGUCUAUGAUGAAUCCACGAACGACGUGUUCCAAGAAGGCGAGAAUACAGUGGUGUGCAGUGGUGAAAUAAUGGAGCAGACGACCCAUCCCACCGACCCAUCCAAGAAGAUCGUUCAUUAUUCACUUACCGUUCCAACUGCUGCUCCAUUCAUUGGUUUCGCUAUUGGACCCUUUGAAAUGAUCAAGCUAUCGACUGAAGAUUUACAACUUGAAAUCGUUGCUGAUGGCGAAUUGGGCCUUUACCAAAAACAAAGCGCCAUGACCGGUAUUAACAUGAUGCCAGAUAUAUAUGCCUUCUGUUUGCCUGGUCUUGUGGAUGAAUUGACGCAUUCGACCUCGUUCUUGGCUCAUGCCAUGCAUUUCUAUUCUCAAGAGUACGGAACAUAUCCCUUUGUAAAUUAUAAGUUGGUGGUCGUUGAAGAAGCUUGGGAUCCUGUCAUGUCGUGUGCUUCCAUGUCGAUUUGCAGUGUAUCAUUACUGCACCCACCAGAAGUUAUCGACCAAACAUACGACACUCGACGUGAGCUCAGUAUUGCCCUUGCGGCCCAAUGGUUCGGUGUACAUAUUGUUCAAAAGGUUUGGUCGGAUAUAUGGUUGAUUGCCAGUCUUGCCCACCAUAUGGCUUCUAUUUUCUUGCGAAAACAUCUGGGAAAUAACGAAUAUCGGCUGCGGCUCAAAAAAGACAUGCUACGAUGCGUGUCCAUGGACGUCAACAGACCACCUAUUUUCAACUCAAUGUUACCAGCACCACUUGACCAAGACGACCUUGACUUCAUAACAUUGAAAGGACCACUUGUUCUAUAUAUCCUCGAUAGACGCAUGACCAAAGCUGGAAGCACGCGUGGUUUAUCCCGAGUCAUACCAAAAAUACUAGUCGAAGCCAUGAGUGGUGAAUUGACGUUGAACGCUCUGAGCACCCAUUGGUUUUUACGACAAUGUCGCAAAGUUAGUGGCUACGACACCAAAACUUUUGCUGAGCAAUGGAUUUAUGGCAGCGGAUGCCCCAAAUUUACCUUUAAAUAUCACUUCAAUCGCAAGAAGAUGGUGGUUGAAAUCGAUAUGACUCAAGAGAAUUCCAGCGCAACCUCUGCCCCACCUGCAGACGCCAUUACCGAUGUCAACAACACUCUGGCGUUCCAAGAUACGGUCACUACCAUAUUCACUGGAAACUUCAUUGCUCGUAUUCAUGAAGCUGAUGGAACUCCUUACGAACAUAUCCUUGACAUUCAGACGUCAGCAAAACGGUUUGAAGUCCAGUUCAAUACAAAGUACAAGCGUAUUCGUCGUAACACCAAGCGUUUUCAAGCUAAGCAAGCUGCUGCCGCUGCUGCUGCUGCUGAGGAAGAACAACUGGAAGGCGAGGAAGGCGAACAAGUCUCCAGUAUUGUCCCCUCUCUUGGCUUAGGUAUGCCAUUGUUUGAGGAAGAUCAAUAUCGACAAGAGUGGAGACUGGUUGAAUGGGGUCAAGAGGAAGAUGACACCAGUGGUGCAGCCAGCGCAACAUUUGAUUGGAUUCGACUAGAUGCCGAGUUCGAGUGGAUCUGUACCAUCAAAUUUGAACAACCUGAUUAUAUGUGGGCUGCACAAUUGACCAAAGAUUGGGAUGUUGUUGCACAGUAUGAGGCCCUGGAAGCUUUGAAGACUAUGCCAUCACCGAUGACAUCAACCAGUUUGUUGCGUGCCAUUAUGGACCAAAGAUGUUUCUAUCGAAUUCGUAUGCAGGCUGCAACUGCUUUAGCAAGGUGUGCACGUCCAGACGUUGGCUGGGUUGGACUCUUGCAGCUGACGAAAAUCUUUCAAAAAAAGUACUGCUUUACACCCCCUAACGAAGACGCAUUUAUUGAUGCUGCAUUGCCUAUGGUGCAAUGCAUUCCUCGACCUAACAACUUUACCAAUCUGGUCGACUACUUUCUUCAAAAGGCUGUGGUAGCUGCAUUCGCCUUGAUACGAGAUGAAAAUGGAUUAUGUCCGCUUCCGGUAUGCAAACUGCUAUUAGACUUACUAAAAUACAAUGAUAAUACUGGUAACGAGAUGGAAGACAGCUAUUAUGUCUGCGCCAUGAUAAAUGCGUUAGCGGAUGCUCUCAUGCCGAUCUCCAGUGUCGACCCAGAUCUCAUUGAUCCUAAACGCAAAAUGUUUGUCGACACGGCUAUUGCUGAAAUCGAGCGAUACCGAACUCGUGACAUUGUCAUUCCAUCCUAUCGAAAUAUUGUCACUGUCAACUGCUUACAAGUUUAUACUGGUCUCAUGCUCAGCGGCCUUAUGAAGACAGAUUUGAUGCUUUUCAUGAAUUACUCUAGAUAUGGCAAUUUCGAUGGUAUUAGAACCGUGGCUUUCGACAGUAUACUUCUACUUUGCGGCCUUUCGGACAACACUAUUCUGAAAUACAUGCUGGAUAUUGCUCAGUAUGAUCCAUCCUCCACCAUUCGCCAUUAUGUUGCAAAAGCCCUCUUGGUAGCGCUUGGUUUGAUGAUUCGAGGAAAUAAUCGCGACAAUUCUGCUGUAGAAGAGUUUGCAGAAGAAGAAGGCAGAGUUAUCGUUGAAGACGCUUGGAGAAAGAGACCCAAUGGCCUACUUGAAUUUCAUAAGGCCAUCAAUGAUAUUCGAGCCACCUUUUCGACAAAUUAUGAACUUCAGCAUUACCUUUGGGAUACCUUGAAUAACAAAGCAGCCACUCGCUUGGAUCACCGUGUUCUCAAGUACUUGUUGCAAUUUUGCGAAUACGCAUACAAGCCUGUAGAUGUUGGAUUGAAGGUCACUAUUCGGGUUCCAACACUCCCCCCUGUCCACGUUGCAGAGGAAGCUGAAAACACUCCAUCGUCGCGUGCCACUGCCAGUCCAGUCAGUGAAUCUCCUAGAAUCAGUAUACCGGUUCCGGCAUCUACACCGCCUGUUAGUGGUACGCCGACAACACCUACCAUUAGCAAGCCAAGUAAAACAAAGGAAAUCAAAGAACAUAGGGAACCUAAGGAACCUAAAGCUCCCAAGCCUCCAAAGCCAGUAUCUGCGCAGACGGAUGGUAUGCAGUUCGACGAUCUCAGGAAAGCCAAACGUAUAUUGAAAAAAUUGUUCAAGCACAAGGCAUCGUUCUGGUUCCGUCAGCCUGUUGACCCUAUACGAGAUGGAGCUCUCGAUUACUUUAAAUAUGUCAAGAUCCCCAUGGAUCUCGGCACUGUACAAACAAAACUAGACAACUCUCGGUAUCGGACUAUCAAAGAGUUUGAAAACGACAUUCGAUUGGUGUUCAGCAACUGCUAUGUGUUCAACCCAAGAGGUACUGAGGUGUACAAUGAGGGGCAAGCACUGGAGGCUUUAUAUGAAAAGGAAUGGGCCAGGAUCAAUGGACAGGGCGAUGGUGAAGAUUUCAACAUGACUAUUGUUGAGUCGCCUGUACAAACUCCAACGGAAGUUGCACUCCCUCCUCCACCUACAAAACCUGCUCCCGCUCCCAAGCCUGUUGUGGUUAACAAGCCCGUUGCGAUUAACAAACCAGCUGUCGUUAGCAAGCCUGCAGUGGCUACCAAACCUGUGGUGGUUAACAAGCCAGCUCCUGUUAGCAAACCUCCACCCACAGUCUCAGAAACAACGCACACUACUUCUGCACCCACUGCUACCACUCCAUCUACCCCACCUGUCAUCAAAACGAAACCACCCACGCCCAAGAUGACCAAUGGAGCAGCGGUAAAGACUGACAAAACGCCUAUGGAACUGUGCCAAAGUGUUCUUCAAAAAGUUUUGCAAAAUAAGUUGUCGGCAGAGUUUCGUCAACCGGUUGACCCAGAAUUACAAGGCAUUCCUCAUUACCGACAGAUCAUUACUAACCCAAUGGAUUUUGGCACAGUGAAAACGAAGCUGAAGAAGGGCAAGUAUGCCAACCCAAGGGAAUUCGACAACGAUAUGCGCCUAGUGUUUAGGAACUGCUAUACGUUCAAUCCGCCUGAUAACCCGGUGUUUCAGCAAUGUAAAUUACUUGAAAAGGACUACAAUAAGCUAUGGCAGCUCCAUUUUGGAAACAAGACUGUCCCCGAAGCGUCAGCAUCACCCGUUGAAGCAAGUGUGUCGCCUGUUCCCAAAGCCAGUAUUCCAGUACCGGCGGCGCGUCCUCAUGCAGCAUCUGUCCCACCCAAGGCUGCUGCAGCUCCAUCCCCUGUCAUCAAACAGCAACCGCGACCAGCCUCAGUCGGUCCUGCAAACGCAUCCGUCUCGGUGACGAGCCAUUCUACCGCUCCUUUGGAUAUGACCAUGAAUCCACUCAAUUAUAGCAAGUGUGAGCGUAUUUUACAAAAGCUGACUGACAGUCCGGCUGCUCUUCCAUUUUUGCAACCGGUUGAUCCUGUUGCAUUAGGCAUCCCCAUGUAUUUCGAUAUCAUCAAGGUGCCAAUGGAUUUAGGAACGAUACGGAACAAGUUGUCGGAUCAAAAAUACCAAACUGUGAACCAAUUUGCACAAGACGUGCGACAAAUAUUUUGGAACUGCUUCCGAUUCAAUAUGGCUGGAUCAUGGGUCGAACAGCAAGGACGAGAAUUGGAAGGAGUGUUUAAUGACCUGUUUGCAGUGGACUAUGCCCGACCUGGAACAUUAACCGCAGCAGAACAUAAGAGUGCUCGUGGUGUCUUGUUCAAAUUGAUGACACAUGAAGCUGCCACCAUCUUCUUGGAACCUGUGGAUCCUAAUAUUUUACCCAACUACUAUACUGUUAUCAAGCACCCCAUGGAUUUCCGCACCAUAUCCGAGAAGCUGACAUUUCCCAAGUACAGAAACUUGGAGGAAUUGACUUUGGAUAUUGAGCAGAUAUUCACCAACUGUUUCACAUAUAACGCGCCUGGCGUGUGGGGUCACAACCAAGGCAAGAAGCUUCAAAAAUAUUUCCACAGUCUUGUGGGCAAAGAUGCGGCUUGGGGAAUUAAGCGUAAGAGAGAGGGAGGCUCAACGCCGAAUGUUGGCGAGAAGAAACGCAAGGUUUAAAAUAAUUGAAUGUAAUCGUAAAUAGGCUCGUUGUAAUAAAAACAUAUCUUUCUGAGAAAUA